CACAUAAAGGAGCGGGCGGUGCGACGGGGGCGGCUCUUUCCUGGGUGGGGUUUAUGAAGUCGUGGCCCGUUAGCAGGAAGCCGAGCAGUCGCCCCGACGCUAGAGAGGGACCCAAUUCGAGUCCCCGAGCCCACGAGUCCUAGCGGUGUGUACUGCGUGCUCCGCGCUGCCCGACAGUUCCCAGCCAAACUUCGCCAACUCCGCCGCCUUUGCCGCCACCAUGCCCAAGACGAUCAGUGUGCGUGUGACCACCAUGGAUGCAGAGCUGGAGUUUGCCAUCCAGCCCAACACCACUGGCAAGCAGCUGUUUGACCAGGUGGUGAAAACGAUUGGCCUGAGGGAAGUGUGGUUCUUCGGUCUGCAGUAUCAGGACACGAAGGGUUUCUCCACUUGGCUGAAGCUCAAUAAGAAGGUGACUGCCCAGGAUGUACGAAAGGAAAGUCCCUUGCUCUUCAAGUUCCGGGCCAAGUUCUACCCUGAGGAUGUAUCUGAAGAAUUGAUCCAGGACAUCACCCAGCGCCUAUUCUUCCUGCAAGUGAAGGAGGGUAUUCUCAUUGAUGAUAUUUACUGCCCUCCUGAGACGGCUGUGCUGCUUGCCUCCUAUGCUGUGCAGUCCAAGUAUGGUGACUUCAAUAAGGAGGUGCACAAGGCUGGCUAUCUGGCUGGAGACAAGUUGCUGCCACAGAGAGUCCUGGAGCAGCACAAACUCAACAAAGACCAGUGGGAGGAGCGAAUCCAGGUGUGGCAUGAGGAACACCGGGGUAUGCUCAGGGAGGAUGCAGUCCUGGAAUAUCUGAAGAUUGCUCAAGACCUGGAGAUGUAUGGAGUGAACUACUUCAGCAUUAAGAACAAGAAGGGCUCAGAGCUGUGGCUGGGUGUGGAUGCCCUGGGUCUCAACAUCUAUGAGCAGAAUGACAGACUGACUCCCAAGAUAGGCUUCCCUUGGAGUGAAAUCAGAAACAUCUCUUUCAACGAUAAGAAGUUUGUCAUCAAGCCCAUUGACAAAAAAGCCCCGGACUUUGUCUUCUAUGCACCCCGACUGAGGAUUAACAAGCGAAUCUUGGCCCUGUGCAUGGGGAACCAUGAGCUAUACAUGCGCCGCCGCAAGCCUGACACCAUUGAAGUGCAGCAGAUGAAGGCACAGGCCCGGGAGGAGAAGCACCAGAAGCAGAUGGAACGUGCUCUACUGGAAAACGAGAAGAAGAAGCGUGAGAUGGCAGAAAAGGAGAAGGAGAAGAUUGAGCGGGAGAAGGAGGAACUGAUGGAGAGGCUGAAGCAGAUUGAGGAACAGACUAAGAAGGCUCAGCAAGAACUGGAAGAACAGACCCGCCGGGCCAUGGAACUUGAGCAGGAACGGAAGCGUGCCCAGAGCGAGGCUGAAAAGCUGGCCAAGGAGCGUCAAGAAGCCGAAGAGGCCAAGGAGGCCCUGCUCCAGGCCUCUCGGGACCAGAAGAAGACCCAGGAACAGUUGGCAAUGGAGAUGGCAGAACUGACAGCUCGGAUCUCCCAGCUGGAAAUGGCCCGGCAGAAGAAGGAGAGUGAGGCUGUGGAAUGGCAGCAGAAGGCCCAGAUGGUACAGGAAGACUUGGAGAAGACCCGUGCUGAGUUGAAGACUGCCAUGAGUACACCUCAUGUGGCAGAGCCUGCUGAGAACGAACAAGAUGAGCAGGAUGAGAAUGGGGCAGAGGCCAGUGCUGACCUACGGGCUGAUGCUAUGGCCAAGGACUGCAGUGAGGAGGAACGUACCACUGAGGCAGAGAAGAAUGAGCGUGUGCAGAAGCACCUAAAGGCCCUCACUUCAGAGCUGGCCAAUGCCCGUGAUGAGUCCAAGAAGACAGCCAAUGACAUGAUCCAUGCUGAGAACAUGCGACUCGGCCGAGACAAAUACAAGACCUUGCGCCAGAUCAGGCAGGGCAACACCAAGCAGCGCAUUGAUGAGUUUGAGUCCAUGUAAUGGAUGCUCAGCCUCUAGGGACCCCUCCUCCCUCCUUCCUUGCCUCCACUCCUACACCCUCGCCUAACUCACACUGUGCUGGAGCCACUAACUAGAGCAGCCCUGGAGUUAUGCCAAGCAUUCAGUGCAGCCAUGGGACCAAACCUAACUUUUCAGCCCCCAUUCAUUUCCGUGGGCAGACAAAUGGCCCACUGUGGUGCCAAUGGGACCUGCUUUCCCUUCUCUGUCCGACUUAAUCUAGAUCACUAGAAUAGACCAGUUCCCCAGCUCAGAGGCACCUCCCACUUGCUCUGACAACCCCCCUCUCCCACCACACACACACUUGCUAUUAUGGGGGUGAAGUGUGGAGUAGGUUGAAAGCUAGCCUCCCUUCCCACCCCACCACUGUCUUCCACUUCCAGGUCCUGUGAUUUGUAGGGUUGGAAUGUCACAGGGUUUAGGGAAGGAGGCAGGGCCCUGACUAUCUGCAGUAAGAUGUCAACUGACCUAGGAUUUGGCCUGCGAAGGCCACUGCCUUUUAGAGUUAUAUAGGCUUUGUACUGAUUGGAGGAUAAAGAGAUGUUCAGUCAUUCUUGUUUCUACCUCCCAGAUUGGGCCUGUUACAAACUCAGUCCCAAUAAGCCUUGUCCCUGAGUUUAGGGACUCAGUUUCUCCCCAGGGUGGGCUGGGGGAGACAGUGCCUUCAAGAGACUUUACUAUCAUCCUAGAAGACCAUCAGCCCUUCUGUUCAGGCAAGGCUGGGUAGGAGAUCCUUCCCCAAUGCCUUAUGUGAGCCUAGGCCUGUCUUGAGUGAGCUCUAAGGGCAGAGGUACCCUUUACUUAUUAUUCCAGGUCCCUGGUCCCUUCUCUGGAUCUGCUCCUGCCUCCUUCAAUCCCCAAAUCCCCUCCAGCUAAAACAGAAGGGAUGAGUACCCAAAAGUCCAACUAGCCUCACCCAGGACUCUUGCCAAAACAAACAAACAAAAACAAAACAAAAACAGAGGAAAUGUACAUACCUGGCUUCAGUAUUUCCCCUGCGAGGGAUCCUAGGCCACUUCCAGAGAUACUUGGGUCCCAGCUCCUGUUUCACAGCCGUCCAGGCCUUGGUAUGGUGAGCCCUAGAGCUUGAUGCCAGUAAGCUCCAUUGCAGAGCGGGUGCAAGAAUAUGAGGGUGGUGAGAGAACCUGUGCUUCUGGGCUCACAGUUUACUCAACCCUCUCAGGUGCCCAACAGCCCCUUCCCUUCACCCCUCUCCUAGGUGGUGACUUGGGCUCUGCCUCUGUUUGACAAACCUCUGACCCAGGUCUUGCCACCAGCUGAGCUGUUCCAUGGAGCUAUAAACCAGAGAGCUGCUGGGGAUUCUGGCCUGAUCCCUUGGCACUACCCCACCCCUUGCUCUCAACCCUGGAGUAGCCUCCUCCUCCUCCUCUCUGUCUCAUGAAUGCUCUUUUUCUUUCCCACCAGUAUUAUAUAUAUUCUAGUGAUAUCUAACUCAGUAUUGAUUUCUGCCUUUUUUGCUAA
Oryctolagus cuniculus (rabbit) is the source of this 3454-nucleotide messenger RNA. The record is from RefSeq and is a predicted model, not a curated record. NCBI's taxonomy places the organism in Eukaryota, Metazoa, Chordata, Mammalia, Lagomorpha, Leporidae.